AUGUCCGAAGAGAACUCUGUGCCAAACGAUUCGCCUGUUCAACGAUACCUAGAUCAAAAGGUGGAGCAUUUGUUCUCUGGGUUAAGUGUUGCAUCUCACUCACAAUCUCUAAAGUUAGAACGACAGGCCGAAGGCAUACAGAAGUCUCAUGAACUCGAUUUUUAUUCAACAACGAAGUUCAAGAUCCUCCUAUCUAAUACUGCUUCUGCGUUGAGGAAAGACGAUACAGCAACAGCAUUAAAAUCUAUCGACAACGCCG
Molecule: messenger RNA, 259 nt
Organism: Paramuricea clavata
Lineage: Eukaryota; Metazoa; Cnidaria; Anthozoa; Malacalcyonacea; Plexauridae
Source: the annotation of a GenBank genome assembly